Molecule: messenger RNA, 1071 nt
Organism: Thecamonas trahens ATCC 50062
Lineage: Eukaryota; Apusomonadida; Apusomonadidae
Exons: 1
Coding region: 1-1071 (356 amino acids)
Source: RefSeq, a predicted model, not a curated record
AUGGACUACAGCCAUCCGUCGCUCUCGUACUCUCGCGCGUCACCAGAGGCAUGGCACUCUAGAGUAAGCACAUGGCAGGCAGAGUCUGACCGUAUUGACGCCCUCACCUCGUCGGUACUCCUCCGCUCCGCCUCGGCUGUGCGCCAGCACCGCGUGCCUGUUACCGCUGCCAACGGCGGCCUUCCCAUCAUUAACACCGGCGCCCGGCUCACCGCCGAGCUCGCUGCUGCUCGCGAAGAAGCUCGCGCUGCACAUGCGCGUGCCGAUGCUGCUGAAGCUGCUGCUGCCUCAAAGAUCGCCGCCGCUGAGGCUGCUGCCGCGCUCAAGGUCGCUACAGCCCAAGCCGCCGCUGCCCGCGCCGUCGCCGAUGCCCGCGCCUCGGAGACAAGCGCCCAAUCGGCUGCCGCUCGCGCCAUGACCGCCUCGACAGCAAUGCGCAAGAACCUAGUCGCUGCCUCUGAGCGCAACGUUGCCAUGGCCGAGCGCGUCGCCGCCGCAGAGGGCAUCCAGGCCGCCGAGCCCGAGCCCGCGUCUCCACCCGCGCUCAAAGCAACGACUCCGCCGCCACGCGCGUCAGUCGUCGACAUCCUGGAAGAUCGACUGCAAAGCGCACUUGCUUCGGUCCAAGUGUGGAAGCGAACCGCUCUCGCCCACGAGCGUGACGCAACCGCUCUUCGCGCGCGACUGCACGAGGCUGAGGCUGUCAUCCACGCCGCCGCGCCUGCUACCGCCGACAUCGCCAUUCAAGUGACUCCGAGCGCAUCAUCAGCUGAAGUUCAAGCGUCGCCGUCCUAUGCAACCGUCGCCGUCCAAGCCUCAGACGAGCCCGCCAGCCCACCGCCUCGCUGGGCAAGCGAACUCGACCCGAGCGCGCUGACGCGCCGGGCCGAGGACGCCGAGAUGCGGCUCGAGGCUGCGCUGCUUGAGAUCAUCAACCUCCAGCGUGAGAAUCAGUCUCUCGACGAUGCCCAUGCCACCGCACGAGCCCAACUUGUCGAGCUCGGCGGCUUUGCCUCUAAGCUCGAGCAUUGGGCCCGUGACCUUGCCUGUCAGCCGCCGCAUCAACAGUAA